AUAGAUAAAUGAUAAUUAGUUAAAAGUAAAACGUCAAAAUGUCAAGCAAUUUUUACCAGGUUUUCCUUUAAAUUAAAGUUUCAACCAAUAAUCAAUAGUUGUAUAAUUAAGCUCUAUGUUCAGUCCAUCCAUUCUAUAGAAAGAAACUAAUUUCUUCUAUUCAUUUAUUUGCAAAAAAAACUGAAUGGACAAUUUUAAAAAUGAUAAACAUUUUCCAGCUUCAAGUAGAAACUCAAACGAAAAAAAGAAGAAUAAUACUGAUGCAGAUUCUAUGAUUAGAAACAUAAUUGCACAACAAGACACGUUCAACGUUACUAAAGAUCAACAAUUGUAUUCGAAAUUGCCAAAAUGGAUGAUACCUAAAUCUGGUUAUGUACACCCGUUAUAUGAACAAAUAUGGCAGUAUGUCAAAACCGAUAAACGUGAUAGGAGCUGUGACACUAAUUUAGUAUCCCAGUUGUUGAUGACUAGUAGUUUGUCUGUUGAUGUUCUUGGAAAACUAUGGUCUAUGGCUAAUGUCGGUAUGGAAGGAUGUCUGUCUCAGCAAGAACUCUAUAUAAUAUUAGCUUUAGUUACUUUAGUUCAGAACGGCUAUUCAGUAUCUAAUAUUUCACUACUACAACACAUUCAAAAACCGAUCAUUCCUCAACUAAACUAUGCAUUAAUUGAAAAAAAACACAAUGGUUCUACAGGAAAAGCAUAUGUUGAUUGCAGGUUUCAACAUACGUUAAAUAAAUUUUCCCCAAACAUGAAUAAUUAUCAGCCUCCAAGUAAUUUAGUUAAAAACGACCUUCAACAACCAAAUACAACUAUGUUGUCAUCAGAACAAUAUUACGAUCCUGUAGAAGUUACAUUUAAAGAACCAAAAAAUAAUGUUUCUAAAAUUAUUCCCAUAACAACAGCUAGUCCUCAACCAAAAUCAUUAGACUUGUCUGCAAUUAACAGUAAUUUUGAUACAUUUGAUGAUGAAUUUUCUGACUUCCAAAGCGCUCAGUUUACCAAUGUUGCUGAUAACACUAACAUAGACUCGUAUGAAUUUACUGAUUUUCAAUCGGCUUUUGAUCAAAUCUCUUUUGUAGAAAAAGAUGAACAAAAAAUUGAAAUAUUUGAAAAUGUUAUAAAUGACAAUCAACAAGAUUUAAUUAACUGCCAAGAUACGCAUGAUAAGUACGAGGUCUUUAGAACAUUAGCUGCAGAAUCUGUUAAUGUAACUAGUUUAAUUGACGACUACGAAAAAAAUGAUAAUUUAAUUGUAAAACCUUUACCGUCAAAUAAUGAAAGCAAUGAUUACACAAAUACAAAUGAUGACGAAUUUGGAGAUUUCUUGAGUGUAGAAGAAUCCUUAAGCAGUUCGAAUAUUGAUACGAGUAUGAACUACAAUACUAUUCAAGUUCAGUGUAUAAAUAAAUGUUUGGAUAUUUUAAAAGAAGGUUAUGCUACAUUUUCAAAAAUUACUAAUGAACAAGUUUUAAGAGAAGUGAUAAACCAUAACAAAGGAAUUAAAUAUAUAGAACAAUUACAUUUGAUUAGUAAAAUUUGUAAGCGUUUACUUAUGAAUUUCCCAAGUUUAUCACUGCAAGAAAAUUUAAAUGAUAUAAUGUCGAAUAUUAGUGUAUACUUUAACAAUAUUUCUCACAACACGAGCGAUAUAGAGAUUUCAGAUACACUGGACAACAAUUAUGUGUGUUAUUUAUGCAAAUGCAAAUGUAACACAAACUUGGUAGAAUAUAUGUUUCAUAGUUAUCAUUCUUCUUGUAUAAACUUGUUUGUUAAUUUUGUUCAGAAUACUUAAAUUCCUAUUUAUUAGUUUUUAUAUAUUUGUAUAAUUUGUGAUAUUAUUGUACUUUACAUCUAUUAUUUACCAACACUAUUCCUGCCAUUAAGUAUUGAUAGUAUUAGUUUUGAUUGAAUGUAUUAUUAUUUAAUAUUUAGUAGUAUAUUCAUACUCUUAAAAUUAAUGGUUUAACAAGU
Adelges cooleyi (spruce gall adelgid) is the source of this 1971-nucleotide messenger RNA. Its product is annotated as synergin gamma-like. Gene Ontology annotation, molecular function: protein binding. The transcript has 7 exons. The record is from RefSeq and is a predicted model, not a curated record. Gene Ontology annotation, cellular component: clathrin coat of trans-Golgi network vesicle. Bases 185 to 1792 code for a protein of 535 amino acids. Lineage: Eukaryota; Metazoa; Arthropoda; Insecta; Hemiptera; Adelgidae.